Ananas comosus (pineapple) is the source of this 1252-nucleotide messenger RNA. RefSeq lists its product as uncharacterized. The transcript has 5 exons. Lineage: Eukaryota; Viridiplantae; Streptophyta; Magnoliopsida; Poales; Bromeliaceae. The record is from RefSeq and is a predicted model, not a curated record. The coding region runs from base 16 to 783 and encodes 255 amino acids.
CUCCUCACUCAAAAAAUGAGCUUCUUCUCCUCCUCCUCCUCCUCCUCCGUAACCCUAAACCCUAACCCUAACCCUCCUCCCCUUCUCCUCUCCCCCUCCUCUCCCCCUCGUAGGAUUCUUCGUCGCCAUAGUAGUAGUAGUAGUAGUAGUAGUUGUAGGGUUUACUCUCUCCCCUUUCGAUCCCGAUCCCGAUCCCCCAUUUCGGCCUCCGCCGCCUCGGCGGCGGAGGCGGCGGUGGCGGAGGCGGAGGCCGUGGUGGAGCUCCCGCGCCGCCGCCUCAUCCUCCUCCGCCACGCUGAGAGCGCCCUCGGGGAUCGCCUCACCAGGGACCAUGAUCGACCGUUGAGCAAACUCGGGCGGAUAGAUGCAGUUUCCGUUUCUCGCAAGCUUCAGCAGCUGGGGUGGAUACCGGAGCUAAUCCUAUCGAGUGAUGCCGCUCGAACAAAGGAGACCCUUCAGAUCCUACAAGAGCAUGCGCAGGGGUUUUCUGAAGCAGAGGUGCGGUUCGUGCCGAGCUUCUACUCGAUUGCAGCGAUGGAUGGUCAAACGGCAGAGCAUCUGCAGAAGGCGAUUUGCGAGUAUUCGAGGGACGAGAUCCUCACCGUGAUGUGCAUGGGACAUAACAGAGGCUGGGAGGAAGCAGCCUCUAUGUUUUCUGGUGGUACAGUCGAAUUAAAGACAUGCAACGCCGCAUUGCUCGAAGCUGCGGGGAAAUCGUGGGACGAGGCUUUCUCCUCGGCCGGCCUUGGAGGGUGGAAACUCUGCGGGAUCGUGAGGCCGUGAAUCUAACACAACCCGAGCGCCCCCGAUCUCGACCCGGUAAAACCGACUCGUUUUCCGCGUCUUUGGUGUCUCUACUGCAACUCUCGCAUCGGGCAAACUAUUCACACGGUAGGGGGCGGCCGGCUCUUUUUGUCGCGCAUCAUUCUUCGUAUUCUGAAACCAGAAAAUCUGAUCGAUUUUCGGGCAGUAUGGAACAUGUGUUUUGAGCAAACUGAGGAAGCAUAUUGCAGUUAAAUGUAGAGUAACUCAGCUUGUGUUGAGAUUAAGCAAAUUAGUUAGUUUUUCGGCUGCUCUUAUCAAAGUAGGAUGAUGCUGAAACUCUACUUGUUUGUAGAUUUGUUGUAUUAAACUCCUGAAUAAGAUAAAUGGGGGGGAAUGUACUUAUUAGUAACAUCAUUUUGUAGUAUGUGAUGUAUAAGCUUAUUUAUUAGUUAAAUCAUUUUGUAGCAUAUGCUACUACUACCUGUAA